Syngnathus typhle (broad-nosed pipefish) is the source of this 3250-nucleotide messenger RNA. It is a transcript of the gene enpep, whose product is annotated as glutamyl aminopeptidase. Gene Ontology annotation, molecular function: peptide binding; zinc ion binding; metalloaminopeptidase activity. The transcript is spliced from 20 exons. Gene Ontology annotation, biological process: proteolysis; peptide catabolic process. The record is from RefSeq and is a predicted model, not a curated record. Lineage: Eukaryota; Metazoa; Chordata; Actinopteri; Syngnathiformes; Syngnathidae. The coding region runs from base 144 to 3035 and encodes 963 amino acids. Gene Ontology annotation, cellular component: cytoplasm.
GAGCGCCACGACCAGAGUGUCUUGGCAGGCACGGAACGGCGCGGCACGGCACGCUGGGAUUCUUUCCCUUCCCUCACUUGCCUCUCGCCAGCCACUCCUUAGAGGCCAGCCCCACAUCUACAACUUGAACAUUUGAGAGCGGGAUGCCGAGCGGCGCCAUGGAUUUGGAGCUGGAGAAGCGGCGUUACUGUAUCCGUGGCAAGCACGUGGUCAUUAUUUGUACCACGGUAGCCGUCUGCUCUUUGGCGCUGGGGCUCGGGGUGGGCCUCUCUCGCUCCGACACCACCGGCGCGCAGUCUACUCCGGCCCCUACGGCGGAGGCCACGUCGUCGUCGCCGCCGCCGCAACCCAGCGGGGGGCCCUGCCUGCCUUCCGCCGACAGCAGCGGCGAUUGGAAGAAUUUCCGUCUGCCCGACUUUGUCAAACCGCUCCAUUACGACCUGCUGCUGGAACCGGACCUGCUCCACGAUACUUACACGGGCACGGUGGAUAUCCGAGUGCAAGUGGACAGGCCCACCCGCCACCUGUGGCUCCACAUCAGAGAGACCUUUGUCAGAGAGCAGCCCAGGCUGAAGCUGCUGGAUGGCCAGGGAGGACACGAGGAUGUGCCCGUGAAGCGUUGCUUCCAAUAUAAGCCGCAGGAGUACGUGGUGGUGGAGGCCAGCCGGGAGCUGCCCGUCACCGGCCCGGGGGAAGUCUACGUGCUCACUUUGGAUUUCCAAGGCUGGCUCAACGGCUCUCUGGUGGGAUUUUACAGAGUCCUGUACACAGAUGAGGCAGGAGUCAGCAGAAAGAUUGCCGCCACCGAUCACGAGCCAACGGACGCCCGCAAAUCGUUUCCCUGCUUUGACGAACCCAACAAAAAGGCCACCUAUAAAAUCUCCAUCAUUCACGACGCAACGUACGGCGCUCUGUCCAACAUGCCGCUGGAGAGCGCCCCUGAACCUCUGCCGGGCAAUAGAAUGAGGAGCUCGUUCCAGAAGUCCGUUCCAAUGAGCACCUAUUUAGUAUGUUUUGCCGUGCACCAAUUCGCUCAUGUGGAAAGAAAAUCUGCCCGAGGAAUUCCAUUGAGAAUCUACACGCAGCCCAGUCAAGUGUCCACUGCAAGGUACGCAGCGGACACCACCAAAAUCAUUUUUGAUUACUUUGAGGACUACUUCAAUAUGACCUACUCCCUCCCCAAAUUGGACAAGAUAGCCAUCCCUGACUUUGGCACCGGGGCAAUGGAGAACUGGGGCCUCAUCACCUACAGGGAGACCAACUUGCUGUACGAUGCCAACCAAUCGUCCUCCUACAAUAAGCAGAGAGUUGCCAGCGUGAUUGCCCACGAGCUGGUUCAUCAGUGGUUUGGAAAUAUUGUGACGAUGGAUUGGUGGGAUGAUCUGUGGCUCAACGAAGGCUUUGCCAGUUUUUUCGAGUACAUCGGCGUGGAGGAAGCAGAGCCUAGCUGGGGCAUGCGGGACAUUAUGAUCAUCAGCGACGUGCUUCCCGUCAUGGUGAACGACGCCCUCCUGUCCUCCCACCCGAUUAUUGUCGAGGUGGCGUCCCCCGCGGAAAUCACCUCUGUCUUUGACGCCAUCUCAUACAGCAAGGGAGCAUCGAUUCUCCGCAUGCUGGAGGACUGGAUGGGGAAAGAGAAGUUCAGGGCUGGCUGUCAGAAAUAUUUAAAAGAUUACUACUUCAAGAAUGCAAAAACCAGCAACUUUUGGGCAUCUUUGGCAGAUGUGAGCGGCUUGCCGGUCGGAGAGGUCAUGGACACGUGGACCAAGCAGAUGGGUUAUCCGGUGCUGGACCUGACACAGGUGGCAGAGGUGGCCAAAUUGAGCCAAAAACGUUUCCUCCUGGACCCUAACGCCGACGCUAGCCAACCGCCUUCGCCCCUCGGAUACAAAUGGACGAUACCCAUCAAGUGGCACUCUGUGAAGAGCAAUAAGAACGUGACGGCCAUGUUCUACAGGAGUAGCGCAGAACUCGUUCUAAAGGACUACUCGCCUUCAGUCGACGGCCUGUUGAAGAUCAACAACCAUCAUAUGGGAUUCUACCGAGUCAACCACGAAGAUCGGAUGUGGAACGAGAUUAGCCGUCAACUCCAAACCAACCACUUGGAGUUUGACGCAGCUGAUCGCACAAGCUACAUUGACGAUGUGUUUGCGCUAGCAAGGGCAGACUUGAUGGAUUAUGGCCACGCCUUCAAUCUCACCAUGUAUCUCCCAAAUGAGAGGGACUACAUCGUAUGGCAACGGGUGGCCGCCUCCAUUGCCUACGUUCGGGACAUGCUGGCAGACAAUCCUGCUCUCUAUCCAAAGUUUCAGAAACUGUUCCGUCAUCAUGUCAAAAACAUCUCAUCUCGUCUUGGAUGGAAAGAUGAGGGAACACAGGCAGAGAGGUUACUGCGGGAGACUGUGCUCGGCAUUGCUUGUCAAAUGGGAGAUCAGGAGACGCUCAACAACGCAUCCGACAUUUUUGACCGAUGGAUCGAUGGAAGUCUCAGCAACGUCGCCGUGAACCUGAGGUUGCUCGUCUAUCGUUACGGCAUGAAGAAUUCUGGCAACGAAGCAAAGUGGAACAUCAUGUUUGAGCGCUAUCAAAACACCUCCUUGGCUCAGGAGAAGGACAAGUUGCUGUAUGGGCUGGCGUCGGUUCAGGACAUAACGCUUCUUUGGAGGCUCCUGGAAGCCUCCAAAGACCAGAAUGUGGUGAGGAGCCAGGAUCUGUUUACUCUGGUGACAUACGUGUCCUACAACCCAGUGGGUCAGAGCAUGGCCUGGGACUGGGCCACCCUCAACUGGCAAUACCUUGUUAACAGAUACACCAUCAACGAUAGGAACCUCGGCCGCCUUUUGAAUCGCAUCUCCGCCGAUUACAACACAGAGCUACAACUGUGGAAGAUGGAGCAUUUCUUCCGUCUGAAUCCCAACGCUGGUGCUGGGGAGAUGCCGAGGCAGCAGGCGCUGGAAACGGUCAAAAACAACAUCCGGUGGAUCCAGACCAAUGAGGAGGAGAUUACAGCGUGGCUCUAUAGCAAUGUUGACUAACUCAGUGACACAUUUCAGAGAAGUCAACAUCUUUUGAAAAUUCAAUGAAAAAAUCCAGAUGAUUUCAGACCAUCAUUUAUGCAGCAUGAUUUUGAAUUCACAGGUUCUUUGUCUGUAUUUAUGUCCAGAGAGUGAUGAAAAUGACAAAUGACAUGGGUCCAUGUUUCUCUGGAGUGCAAGUGCCAUCCAAAAUAAUCAUGACAUUGUCACACUUG